CGCCUUGGGGCGGGGACCGGGCGACCAGAGAUUGGCUGGGGCUUGCAGCGAGGCCCGGCCAGGAGCCCCGAGGUGGGAGGUGCCUGGAGCACUUGGGGCGCCCGGAGCCGAGCGGAGCGAAGGCUGCCACCUAUUCUGGCCACCUCGGCGACGGCUGCAGGGGUCCCAGGACGAGCGUGGCCAUGCGGGCAGCGGCUGGGGGCGCGCGUACUGCCGCGCUGGCGCUGGCGCUGCUGCUGGGGGCGCUGAACGGUGCUCCAGCGAGCGGCGAGGAGUACGACUACUACGGCUGGCAGGCCGAGCCGCUGCACGGCCGCUUCUACUCCAAGCCUCCUCAGUGCCUCGACAUCCCCGCCGACUUGCCGCUCUGCCACACGGUGGGCUACAAGCGCAUGCGGCUGCCCAACCUGCUGGAGCACGAGAGCCUAGCCGAGGUGAAGCAGCAGGCGAGCAGCUGGCUGCCACUGCUGGCCAAGCGCUGCCACUCGGACACGCAGGUCUUCCUCUGCUCGCUCUUCGCGCCCGUCUGCCUCGACCGGCCCAUCUACCCGUGCCGCUCGCUGUGCGAGGCCGUGCGCUCCGGCUGUGCGCCGCUCAUGGAGGCCUACGGCUUCCCCUGGCCCGAGAUGUCCGACAGCCCUGGGCGCCCGCGAGCCGGGCCGGGACGGAUGCCACCCCCAACCCCGCAGCACAGCUCUGCGAGCACAACUCUGCGCCGCCCUCCUUACACAAACGCGCGCAGCCCUGCACCCCCGGAGUUGUCUCCCGCCGCCUUCCCACCGCGCACCUCGCGGGCAGUCAGAGCAGUGAUUCCCCGCGCUCCAGACAUCCCAAUAGUUCUCCCCAUUUCCAACCCUGGCGCUGAAUCCCUAGAUGCCCUGGGGGGCCCUAUGGGUACUUCAUUGCCCAAGAACCCUCGGCCCAGCUCCACCUUCUCUUUUCCUGGAGGCCUGCGGGUGGGUAGCUGUCAAGUGGAGGCUGCUGCACAAAAGCGGCUCUUUGGACUCCAAACCAACUAUUGCCCACCCCACCCACGCAUUCUCUCUGCAGUGACCAAGAUCUGCGCCCAAUGUGAGAUGGAGCACAGUGCUGAUGGCCUCAUGGAGCAGAUGUGCUCCAGUGACUUUGUGGUCAAAAUGCGCAUUAAGGAGAUCAAGGUGGAGAAUGGAGACCGGAAGUUGAUAGGAGCCCAGAAGAAGAAGAAGCUACUUAAGCCAGGCCCCUUGAAGCGCAAGGACACCAAGAGGCUGGUACUACACAUGAAGAAUGGUGCAGGCUGCCCUUGCCCACAGCUGGACAGCCUGGCAGGCAGCUUCCUGGUCAUGGGCCGAAAAGUGGACGGACAGCUACUGCUCAUGGCCAUCUACCACUGGGACAAGAAGAAUAAGGAGAUGAAGUUCGCAGUCAAAUUCAUGUUCUCCUACCCCUGCUCCCUCUACUAUCCCUUCUUCUAUGGGGCUGCAGAGCCCCACUGAAGGGCACGCCUCACUGCCCCACCCAGCUGUGCCUUGCCCUUUGUCCCUGCCCAUCUGGCCUCAUGCCCAUUCCCAGGCUGACCCAGCCCCUGGCAGAAGGUGACUUCCUCCAGAGUUGUCAGUGACCCAGGCCCCAGGGAUGGGCCCAGGGCUCAGGGCCUGUCCUUCUUGACUGAGAGGUCCUGAGGCUCCUGGGGUCUUAGGCUUUCUUAGAAAGACUUUCUCUUCUGGGAUUUUCUCUGCUCAGGAAGAGGUCAAAGGGAGGAGAGAGCAACAGAAGGGUGGAGGGCAGUCUGAGGAGGGGGCUUCCCAAGUGGACAGUGGGGUUGGCUCUGCUCUGCUCUGCUGGUGGUGAGUCCUCACCUCGGAGUGGUGUCUCAGUGUUGGGCUGAACGUGUCCUCAUCACGGCCCUCCAUACAGGAGGCCGAGGGUCUCCCUGCCCUCCAGCCACACCUCCUGCAUUCUAAUCUCUCCCUCUCCUCUACCCCAGGCCUCCAGCCCACUCCCUGUGCAGAUCCCGUCCCAAGGCCUUCUUCUUGGGGCUCCUUCCUCCGUCUCUGCAUCUCCCUCUUCCCCUGAUGAUGCUAAGUUAUUACUACUGUAGUGAAGCCCUAAGUUCUAGAUGACAGAUACAAGCAGGGUUUGGGUUUUUUUGUUGUUGUUGUUGUUGUUGUUUUAGUUUUUAAUUAA
This is a messenger RNA of Fukomys damarensis (Damara mole-rat), 2166 nucleotides long. RefSeq names its product secreted frizzled related protein 5 (gene Sfrp5). Bases 183 to 1475 code for a protein of 430 amino acids. The transcript is spliced from 4 exons. Gene Ontology annotation, biological process: negative regulation of canonical Wnt signaling pathway; canonical Wnt signaling pathway; non-canonical Wnt signaling pathway. The record is from RefSeq and is a predicted model, not a curated record. Gene Ontology annotation, molecular function: Wnt-protein binding. Lineage: Eukaryota; Metazoa; Chordata; Mammalia; Rodentia; Bathyergidae.